AUGCGAAUAAGAAAAGAGUUAGAAAGAUUUUGUGUAAUUCCAUUACUUAAAAUUAAUAAAAUAUCACUAUUAAGAACAAUAUCAAAUCGUAGUAUAAGUAAUAACAGUAGUGUAAACAUUAUCAGCAAUGGAAGAACAUCUAAUAAAAAACCUAAUAUUAUUAUUAUUAAUUCAAUUAAUGGUGGAAAUAUAAUUUAUCCACCAUCACUAAAGCUUAUUACAAAUACUACUACAAGAUCUUAUUCUUCUGCUACAAAUAAAUCAUCUUUUGAUAAGCGUAAUAUUUCCAGGCAAUUCACGUGGCAAAGUUUUGCAGUAUUCAUUGCGACUGGAAUUGGUUUAUUUUUUUAUUUCAAAUCUGAGAAAGAAAAAAUGGUGCAAAAAAAGAAUGAAGCAAAAGAAAAUAGAAACAUUGGUAGUCCUAAAAUAGGUGGACCAUUUGAAUUAUUAAAUCAAGAUGGAAAAGUUGUUACUGAUAAAGAUUUUCUGGGAAAAUAUAUUUUGGUUUAUUUUGGUUUCACUCAUUGUCCUGACGUUUGUCCUGAAGAGUUGGAUAAAAUGACUGAAGUUACUGAUGCCAUUAGGAAUGAUCCAGAAUUAAAAGGGAUUGUCAUAACACCUAUUUUCAUAUCAUGUGAUCCACAUCGUGAUACAGUUGAAGUUGUUCGGGAAUACCUUAAAGAUUUUCAUAAAGACAUGGUAGGCUUAACAGGAUCAUUUGAGAAGAUAUCCAAGGUGGCAAAAGCAUAUCGUGUCUACUUUAGUAAACCACCAAAUGUUAAAGAAGGUGAACAAUACCUAGUUGAUCAUUCGAUAUUUUUUUAUUUGAUGAAUCCUAAUGGUGAAUUUGUUGAUGCUUAUGGUAAGAGUACGAGUGCUAAAGAGGUUUACAACAGUGUCAAAAAUCAUAUUAAAGAUUUUACAAAUUCAAGUACACCUAUUCCAAAUGCUAAGUAA
This is a messenger RNA of Entrophospora sp. SA101, 957 nucleotides long. NCBI's taxonomy places the organism in Eukaryota, Fungi, Glomeromycota, Glomeromycetes, Entrophosporales, Entrophosporaceae. The record is from the annotation of a GenBank genome assembly.